Messenger RNA from Fundulus heteroclitus (mummichog), 677 nucleotides. Its product is annotated as OCIA domain-containing protein 1-like. Lineage: Eukaryota; Metazoa; Chordata; Actinopteri; Cyprinodontiformes; Fundulidae. The coding region runs from base 47 to 532 and encodes 161 amino acids. The record is from RefSeq and is a predicted model, not a curated record. Gene Ontology annotation, cellular component: endosome. The transcript is spliced from 4 exons.
GCUUCUGAGUGCGUUUCCUCGUCCAGUUGCUGGGUUUUGUGGCUACAUGGCAGGGAAACUGUCGUACAUGAAGACAUGCCAGGAAAAGUUCCAGAGGCUGGAGAACUCCCCUCUGGGAGAAAUCCUGAGGCAGAGGGCCGGCAUUCCUCCACAUGACUCCGGCGGGGCUCAGUCUGAGCUCAGCGACCCAAACAGCCCUUCGUUUGACACCAUGUUCCAGCCUGGAGACGCACCAGGCGCAGCAUCCAGCCAGAGCAGAGAUCCGGGGUAUGGAUUCAGCCCUGAUCGCCCUGUGCAGAUGGGCAGAGCGGAUGACUUCAGCGCUCCAGUACAGUCCUAUGUGCAGGAUGACGAGGAGCCUCGGAAGAAAGCCAUCCUCUAUGAGGACCUGAGGCUGAAAAACAGGGAGAACUAUGAGGUGACGCUCAUUCAGAAGGCUGACACCAUGCUCAAAGGGCCAUCAGCGAAGGACCCAGAGGGAGGCAAGAAACCAGUGAAGAAGAACAUCUACGGAGACACCUGGGAAGAAUGAGUCUUCUUUGGACGGGCCGUGUGCGCCGACAGCACUGAGAACAGCGGGACAUCGGGUCUCAGUCCUUUCUGUUCCUGUGUUUAUGGUUGAGUUGGAGAUAAAUGUGACGUUGCAAGUAUGAAUAAAAUUAAACUGGUCAAUGACA